AUGGAACAAGAUAUUACAAUAUUAGAUAAGAUGAAACAAUAACUUUAAAACAAAGAAUAUUUGAAUUUUAAGGCAUAAAUCAAAAUAAUCAAAAGGUUUUACUCAAAGGAAAAAGAAAAUUAAAUAUGUAUACAUUGAAUAAUUAUAAUAGAAUAACAAAUAAUAUAAUUAAAUAAUAUUCUUCAGGCAAUUAAAAAUAUGGUUAUAGAGUUAACUAAAAGUAGUGAUUAUAUAAUCUCAGGUGAUUAAGAUCUAAUUAAAAUAGAAGAAAUUAAUUAGGAGAGUGAAGAAUAAAAGGAAAAUAACAUUAAAGAGGCUAAAAGAUUAUUAGACUAAGGUAUAAUAAAUUAAAUUAUAAAUUAGGAUUGGCAUUAAGGAAGUUGAAUAAAUGUUAAGAAGCCAUUGAAUAAUACGACAAAGCAAUUUCCAUUAAUCCAAAGUAUGAUAAAGCGUGGAAUAACAAGGGUAUUUAUUUGUUUAACAUUCUAUUAUAGGAUUUGCAUUAUAUAGUUUGAAUAAAUGUUAAGAAGCCAUUGAAUGCUACGACAAAGCAAUUUCCAUUAAUCCAAAGUAUGAUGCUGCGUGGAAUAACAAGGGUAUUUAUUUGUUUAACAUUCUUUUAUAGGAUUGGCAUUAAGGAAGUUGAAUAAAUAUUAAGAAGCCAUUGAAUGCUACGACAAAGCAAUUUCCAUUAAUCCUAAAAAUGAUAAUGCGUGGAAUAACAAGGGUAUUUAUUUGUUUAACAUUCUUUUAUAGGAUUUGCAUUAAGGAAGUUGAAUAAAUAUUAAGAAGCCAUUGAAUGCUACGACAAAGCAAUUUCCAUUAAUCCAAAGCAUGAUAAAGCGUGGAGUCAAAAGGGUAAAUUAAAUUAUAUUUCAGGUUAUGCCUUACAUUAACUAUAGAAAUAUAAUGAUGCAAUCUCAUGUUACGAUCAAGCUCUUUCUAUCAAUAUUAAUUCUCUAAGAUUAUAACGAAAAGGUACUUAAAACUAAUAUUUAUAUUUAGCUGAUUCAUUAUUUGAAUUAGGGAAGAAAUCAGAAGCUAAACAAUUAUAUUUGUCUGCUUUGGAAAAAGGAUCUAAUGAUAAGAAUUACAUUUAGAGAUAACUAUCAAAGUUAUGA
Molecule: messenger RNA, 1121 nt
Organism: Paramecium pentaurelia
Lineage: Eukaryota; Ciliophora; Oligohymenophorea; Peniculida; Parameciidae
Source: the annotation of a GenBank genome assembly